Molecule: messenger RNA, 1158 nt
Organism: Penicillium brevicompactum
Lineage: Eukaryota; Fungi; Ascomycota; Eurotiomycetes; Eurotiales; Aspergillaceae
Product: putative pantetheine-phosphate adenylyltransferase
Exons: 1
Coding region: 1-1158 (385 amino acids)
Biological process (GO): coenzyme A biosynthetic process
Molecular function (GO): dephospho-CoA kinase activity
Source: RefSeq, a predicted model, not a curated record
AUGUCCGCCAACCACAACCCUUCGGCGUUGCUUCUACUUCCCCCGCCUUCAGCCUUUUCUUUUGAGCAAGUCAAGGAGGCCUUUGAACCAUCAUUGGUUGAUGUCCUCACAAGGCUCUCGGGAGGCUCAGAUGAUUCCAAAAUAGCUUUGCUUGAUAUUGCGCUGGUCCUUCCCAUCUCCCCAGGCGGCAAGCCUCGGGCCAAAGUGUUUGCGCAGCUGCAACAAUAUCUGACGAGUGUGUAUAGUCUGGUUGGUGCGAUCUGUGCAACACACAGUAUCGAGCUUGACACUCCAGGUGGUAUCGAUACCCGGGUGGUAUUUGUCGAUUAUACCCAUGAGGAACCCAUCAAGGCCUCUGAUAGCCCACAAUUUGGCCCUGUUCUUGACUUACCAUCACUGGCAAAUUCCGGACGCAGUUGGGAUCACAUCUUCCACCUUUCCAACACGCUUGGCAAAGAUCUGGCCAGUGCUUUUGUGCAAGCUCAAUCUCGGGGCGAUACGAAGGCACGGUUGCAAGCCAUCACAAGCAAUCCUGACUGGACGAUCCCUCAACCCUUGCUAAUUCCUGACAACCAACCAUCCAAGCCGCACUCUUCCGUGAUUGUGGGUGGUACAUUUGACCACCUUCAUCUCGGCCACAAGCUUCUUCUCACAGCCGAAGCCCUCGCUUUGGAGCCACUUGAUCAGGAGGCCCGCUUGAUCGUCGGAGUUACUGGGGAUGCACUGCUGGUCAACAAAAAACAUGCCGAGUUCUUAGAGGAUUGGGAACAGCGCUGGAAGAGUACCUCCUCGUUCCUUGCGGCCAUUAUGGACUUUACCCCGGACAAAUCAUCACCUGAGAUCGAACGUUCCGCUGCGCCUAAAACUGUUAUCGUUAAGAUCCAGCCAAAACUGACAUUCGAAUUUGUGGAAAUCUCAGAUCCCUUCGGGCCCACCAUCACGAAGGAAAACAUUGACGUGAUCGUCGUGUCCCGCGAGACUCGUUCGGGAGGGGCCGCAGUCAACGAAGAGCGGCUCAAGAAAGGAUGGAAGGCUCUGACAGUAUUCGAAGUGGAUGUCCUCCAGUCGGGGGAUGCAGUCACAACCACCGAGGACUUUGAGAGCAAAAUCAGCAGUACUGAGAUCAGACGGCGUCGGGCUCAUCUCGCAAAGGUCUGA